Molecule: messenger RNA, 1494 nt
Organism: Chrysemys picta bellii (western painted turtle)
Lineage: Eukaryota; Metazoa; Chordata; Testudines; Emydidae
Source: RefSeq, a predicted model, not a curated record
GCCGUCGACUGGGGAGCCGCAGCGGUCAAUUUGCCGCUGUCCUCACAGCAGGGAUGAUGCACUCUUUGAAUGAAUGGUUAUGGUGGCAUGAGUACUGGCUUCCCCCAGGAAUCACCUGGGAAGACAUGAAGGAAUCUGAGGACAUCCAUUACCCUCAGCCUCAAGAUCUCCUGCUCAGCAUCCCCUGUACCCUGCUCUUGAUUAUUAUCCGGUACCUCUUUGAAAGAUUCAUAGCCCGGCCCCUGGGCAGAAAGCUGGGUUUGAGGGACAAGGUGAGAUUGAACGCUCCACCCAGUCCUGUGCUGGAAACCUUCUACGCUACUCACAGCAAGGAUCCAAAGAAGGGGGAGCUGAUCAGCUUAUCCAAGCAGUGUGACUUGCCCACGAGAAAGGUGGAGAGGUGGUUCCGAUACCGGCGGAACCAGGACAAACCCAGCUUGACUACAAAAUUUUGUGAGGCCAGCUGGAGGUUUACAUUUUACUUCAUUUCUUUCUUCACUGGACUUGCUGUCCUGUAUGAUAAGCCCUGGUUUUGGGACCAUAGAAAAUGCUGGGUGGGGUAUCCACAGCAGCCCUUACUGCCCUCGGUGUUCUGGUACUACAUGCUGGAACUCUCCUUCUAUUCCUCGCUGGUCUGCACGCUGCCCUUUGAUGUGAAAAGGAAGGACCUUAGUCAGCAGAUUGUCCACCAUGCAGCUACCAUCUUCCUGAUCUGUUUCUCCUACUGUGCCAAUUACCUCCGCAUUGGGACACUGGUGAUGGUGAUCCAUGAUGCUUCAGACUGUAUCCUAGAGCCAACCAAGAUAUUCAAUUACAUGAAGUGGAGACGAAUUUGUGAUGGGCUCUUCAUCAUCUUCUCAGCUGUUUUCCUCAUCACCCGUCUGCUUAUUUUCCCCUACAAGGUGCUCUACAAUACGUACUACUACUCCAUGGAGCUCUACCAGCCCUUCUUCGGGUACUAUUUCAUGAAUGCUCUCCUGAUGAUUCUGCAGCUGCUGCACGUCUUCUGGUCCUGUCUAAUCAUUCACAUGGUCUACAGAUUCAUCCUGUGUGGCACGAUGGAAAGGGACUUGAGAAGUGACACAGAAGAAAGUGACAUGGCUGAAGAGGAGAGAGAACAAAUGAGGGAGAAAGAGAAAAAUGGGACCAUGCAUUUCAGCAACAUCACAAACAACAAUUGCAUCCGGAAUAGCGGGGUCCAGCAGCUAAACAGCAGAGCCCAUCUCAGCAACGGCCAUGCCAAAGACAGAUAGCCUGGGCCAGGCCUGCUGACUGAUCCAUCUAUACUGAACACACCUAGCGUCCCUAGGAAUUGUCUUACUUGUUGUGUAGACCAGGAGGGAAGCCAUUUUAAUUUCAUAGCUGAAUUCCUGCUUCUGAUAACAGAAUUGUGUAUUAUCACUUAAUAUGUAAAGGAUGCGUCUGCUCUUUUCGCCAAUAGAAGCUUUGCACAGGUUGUAGCCUUGAAGGGAAUAAAGAGAGGGAUCAAACUGG